Molecule: messenger RNA, 1206 nt
Organism: Vitis vinifera (wine grape)
Lineage: Eukaryota; Viridiplantae; Streptophyta; Magnoliopsida; Vitales; Vitaceae
Product: protein FAR1-RELATED SEQUENCE 5-like
Exons: 2
Coding region: 1-1206 (401 amino acids)
Biological process (GO): regulation of DNA-templated transcription
Source: RefSeq, a predicted model, not a curated record
AUGGAUUAUGUGUGUUUUAGAGAUGUCCUAGCAUUUGACACAACUUAUAGGACAAAUGCCUAUAAAAAGCCUCUAGUAGUGUUGGUCGGUGUUAAUCAUCACCACCAAACUGUUGUAUUUUGUUGUGCGUUAUUGAUAGAUGAAAGUGUUUGGACAUAUGAAUGGGUGUUGGAGACAUUUCUUGAUGCAAUGAUGAAUAAGAAACCCAUAUCUGUUGUAACCGAUGGGGAUAAAGCUAUGCGUAAGGCAAUUAAAAAAGUAUUACCCGAUACGUGUCAUCGAUUGUGUUCAUGGCAUUUGCAACUAAAUGCAUUCACGAAUGUGCAUAUUAAGGACUUCUCAAGCAUAUUUGCAAGGUGCAUGUUCAUGCGUGGAAAUGAAGAAGAAUUUGAAAAGGUUUGGCAUGAAAUGGUUGCAAAUUUGGGACUUAAUGAGAAUCGUUGGGUGACCGAGAUAUAUGGGAAACGUAAAAGAUGGGCAGAGGCGUAUUUACAUGGAAAUUUCUUUGGAGGGAUGAGAACCACACAAAGGUGUGAGAGUAUGAAUGCAUAUCUAAAUAGAUUCUUAAAAAUUCGCUUGCGAUUGUAUGAGUUUGUACAACAAUUUGAUAGAGCCAUACUGAGAAUACGGCAAAACGAGGCAAAGGCAAAGUUCGAGUCGAACAAUUCUUCACCCGUGCUUUCAACCAAACUAUCCAUACUUGAAAAUCAUGUUGCGACAGUAUACAUGAAAGAAUCUUUCCUUAAAUUUUGUGAGGAGAUGAAAAAUGCAGAGUUAUUCUUUGUGUUAGGUCUUGUGGAGCAUUUGGAAGAGAUUCCUCAGUCAUGUAUUAUGAAGAGGUGGACAAAGUUAGCAAAGGUGUAUACAAGAUCAGUACCAGUGAAUGAGACGGAUAACGACAUGGAUCGGUUUGUACGAUAUGGUUCAUUGAGUUCGAUGUGCAACAAGCUCUCCUACUUUACGUCAGAUACGUCAUCUUCAUUUAUAGAGGCCAAAAAUGAAAUACAAAAUUUGACGGCGAGAAUGGAGGAACUCUAUAACUAUAAUUUGAAAGGGAAGAAAAUAGCAGCAGAUGGAGCGACAGGUACUAACCAAGUUCGUGAUCCAAAUAUUGUGAAGACUAAAGGAAAUCCAGGCAAAGUGGCAAUGAAUGUUCAAAAGGGAAGACGAUGUAGUCGUUGUAAAAGAGUGGGUCACACAAUUUGA